AUGUCGCGCCGUCUGAAGACGACGUACUCCUUGAUUGGCCUCAAUGGCCGCGCGCUACCCGCGGCGCCUCCACCACCACCGCAGCCGGAGCAGGAGCCCGACGCGGAGUACAGCUCCGACGAUGACGAGGACCCACGCUACACCAUAAGGAACGCCGGUGUGGGAGUAACAUCUCCAAAUAGAAGAUGCUUUGCUGACAACCCCAUAUGGCAGUGCCAGCACCCUACCGCCAACUCCCGGCCUGCCACCGUGCUCCCCCGCCCCGCCUCCGGCCGCCCUCUCCUCGCCCCGCUCCGGCCCCGGCCGCGCCGCUCCGGCCGCCCUCGCCCCGCCCCGUUCCGCUCCGGCCACUGCCGCCCUCGCCUCGCCCCGCUCCGGCCAUGGCCGCCCGCCCCGGCCGCCCUCGCCUCGCCCCGCCCCGUCCCGGCCACAGCCGCCCUCGCCUCGCUUCUGUUCCCGACCGUGCCGCCCUCGCCCCGCCCGGCCAUGGCGCGCCGCCCCGGCCGCCCUCGCCCCGCCUCGCUCGGCCAGCCCCGCCCCGCUCCCGGCCGUGCUCGCGCCGGCCCCGGCGGUGCUCGCCCGGCCCGCCCGGCUGCGGUUCGCGGAAUUUAG
Lolium perenne is the source of this 612-nucleotide messenger RNA. NCBI's taxonomy places the organism in Eukaryota, Viridiplantae, Streptophyta, Magnoliopsida, Poales, Poaceae. The record is from RefSeq and is a predicted model, not a curated record.